AUGUCAUCAUCACUGUACCAGCCACGCCCGGUCCUGUCCUCGCAAAGGUACUCGCCUGCAUCGUCAGAUUAUCUCGAUGCCAGACGGAACUUCAACGCGGACAGCAGCAGACUUCCCCUGAGGGAGUCGACUGGCAACGUCCAGUCCGGUGCCUUUGGUGGCAUGUUAUCCUGCUACACAGAUGGGUUAUCACCACCCAUUCCCAGCACCAUCCCGCCUCCCAUCGUACCCUCGCAGUCGUUUGACUGCCUUCAUCGCCUCCAGACUCCUCGACACCAGGCACCUCGCUACCAACGGAGACCGCGAAAUGGCGUCAAUCCUCUCUACUUCUGGCCCGCUUUCCGACAGUACCGGAAUAGGCAAGCCCAUAAAGAUACGCAAAAGGACAAGGGUGGAGUCUGGCGGCGACCAGAACUUGAGGAUGCUUUUGUCGACUCCGUGCUCUUGAUGCCGCAUAUGGGUCGACGCAAGUUCUCGAUGGGUGGCAAGCUCCACGGACGCAACAUGCUCAUCAGCGAAUACAUCUUUGUCAUCUGCGUCGAACUCCUGGGAAGCAAGGAGAUCUUCCGCAUUGACAACAGCAAUGACAGCAUCGAACAGAUGGGUCGGAAACAAGUUUCAAGUCACAUGCAGGUCGUAAAGAAGUUCUUUGAGGACUUGCGUUGCUUUCACUUCCUGUUUCCAGCAGAAGAGAAGAAGGAGCCCGGAACGACGAAUUCGGACGACUUCUACGAGGAAGAGGAGCAGGAGUCUUUCAAGUCGAACCCUGUCCUGACCGCGCUCGCAGAGGGCAGGGUGCCCGAGGUGAAACCCAACUAUGAGUACUUCUCCCAGCUGCUGGCACUGCAGUCGGCCAUCAGUGUCAGGCCCAAGACGUGCGAGAUCUUUGUUUCGUCGCCCGAUGUUGAGUUCCGGGAUGAGAUUGCGUAUGACGCCAACAACCAGCCCCUCGACCCGGCCUCCUUCCCCCACCUGAACAAGUACGCCAACUGCGACGACGGGCCCAACAUUCUGGGCAAGGAUGUGCUGCUGCACGAGUACACGAGGUCUCUGGACCGCUCCACCUCUGCUUGUGUCAAGACGGUGACUCGAAGGUGGCAGAAGGAGGCCCCGGCUCUGUACGAGACCCUCGAGCUGCCCACCCGAGACGAAGAGUGCCUCCUCCUGGAGAUGUGCACCACUGUUGAGCUCAAUGAUGAUGCCAAAUUCCCAUCGGGCUCAGAGAUCACCGGGUUCGUCGAGGUCGCCGUUACCCGCCCAGGGCUUCAGAACCACCGAUGGAAGUGUGUGACCAAGUUGACGCGGCCUGAGGAGCUGCACAGCGAGGACUCGCCCCCAAAAGUGUACAUUAAUGAAAGUGGGAUCCACCGCAAGGGAUGCGGCGACUCUCGAACUGACUGCGAGUGCCACCUGCGCCCUCGACAAGAUAUCCACGUCCCCUUCCCCGCCGUCGAGUGGGCGAGCAUUCUCAGCACUGCGGUGCACUACCCAGAUGCCGAGCACCAGAGGAAGAAGGAGAAGCGCAACAAGCACGGGGACAAGAGGCUCGACAUGGAGAGGGCCGGAAGCAAGCGCAAGCGGUCAGAGGACGAGGGCGACGCUUCAGCUUGGGCCAGGCGGGAGCCAACAGGCAGCGACCUCAUCUGCAAGGUGGCCAUGUAUCAGGAGCUUUGGUCAUGCCCCCCUGACUCGUCGCGAUGGACCCGCCAGGCCAUCAUCUUCUGGCGAUUCAGCACGACCAACCAAUGGUACAAGUACAACCCCGUCUUUCGACCCUCGGGCACCACCUGGCGUUGGUUGACGGUCAACGACCCCAUGUCCCGAUACCACCAGCAGAAAGCCCUCGUCUACCCCUCAGCCCCAGUGUCGGCCGUCCCGAGGGACGCUGUCAUGUCGCCGACGCCGAGCAUCAGCCAGCACAUCACGGCGGCCAUGAACGAGACAUUCAACCAGGCCUGGGACAGCACCGUGGGCCUGAGCCAGGUGCCGCCCGCGGGCAGCAGCAUGUCCAUGUUCGACUCCUUCUCCAGCGGCCUGGCGACGCCUCCCCCCUCGGCGUCGGUCCACGGAUCCUACUCCACCAACGCCGGCAGCUUCGACGCCGCGGGAAGCGUCAGUCACUUCAUGCCGCCCACGUGCGCGCCCGAGACGCAGACUCCCGCGGCCAUGACGCACACGCCGACGACCUACUUCGACGCGGCGCCCCCCUCGGCCGUCACCACCUUCUCCGAGGUCAAGCCCAUGCCCGCCGUCGUCCACCCGUACAUGGGGGCCGCCGCCGCCGGCUCGCUCGACCUGACCAGCCACCUCGUGUAUGACGGCGCGGCGCACCACGGCCAGAGCUCGAGCAGCAGCAAC
Molecule: messenger RNA, 2358 nt
Organism: Clonostachys rhizophaga
Lineage: Eukaryota; Fungi; Ascomycota; Sordariomycetes; Hypocreales; Bionectriaceae
Source: the annotation of a GenBank genome assembly